Molecule: messenger RNA, 449 nt
Organism: Drosophila subpulchrella
Lineage: Eukaryota; Metazoa; Arthropoda; Insecta; Diptera; Drosophilidae
Product: shematrin-like protein 3
Exons: 1
Coding region: 1-414 (137 amino acids)
Source: RefSeq, a predicted model, not a curated record
AUGAAAGCCCGGAAUUCCUAUUUGACAAUACUCAUUCUGCUGAUCACCUGCUGUCUGGAUUGGACUGGUGCUCUAUUCUUCAAGUCCUGGAAGUCGGGAAAAGGAUAUGGUGCAGUUCCAAACUAUGGAAAUAAUGAAUAUGGUGGAGUUCAAAACUAUGGGAAUAAUGGCUAUGGAAACUACGGCUACGGGAACUACGGUUAUGGAGACUAUGCUGGAGGAUACGGCUAUAACUAUCCAAAUUACCCAUCGUAUUCGUCGUACUCUCACUCGAACGGCAGAAGAAAGCCAUCCGGAAACCGUCAAGGGCGUACCUAUUCGCAAAUUGCGAGAGUCAUUAACCCCGCUCCCUAUGUGGGUCCUGGAGGUAGUAAGUUCCUUCCACAUACUCCGUUUUCGGCUCUCUGGGGUUGAGCCUUUUCUUAUCUAAAAUCACAUUGUCAGCAGUA